This is a messenger RNA of Spinacia oleracea (spinach), 2612 nucleotides long. RefSeq names its product two-component response regulator-like APRR1. Bases 512 to 2161 code for a protein of 549 amino acids. The record is from RefSeq and is a predicted model, not a curated record. The transcript is spliced from 6 exons. Lineage: Eukaryota; Viridiplantae; Streptophyta; Magnoliopsida; Caryophyllales; Amaranthaceae. Gene Ontology annotation, biological process: phosphorelay signal transduction system; cytokinin-activated signaling pathway. Gene Ontology annotation, molecular function: protein binding.
AAAUAAAAAUGAUUAUAAAAAUAAUUUCAGGUUUUCCGUCUGGUUUAUUUUCCACUGAGGAGAGAUAUUUGAAGAGAGCGAAAAAGGUUGGGUCGGGGUAGGGGGGUCUCUUCCUUACUAAAAUGCGCCGCGUUGGUCCCACAAACCCCGAAUCCAGCCGUCCAUUCUCCAGUGGACCUCGAUCCCAGCCGUCAAAGACUGUUGGUUACUUGGUUCGCUUGAUUGAUAUUUUUACCCUUUUCUCUCUCAUGGAAAAAAAGAAAAGAAAAAACUCCAGCUAAAUUAGGUGAUGAUGAAAAUGGCGUCUUCAAUCAAAGACUUCAUAGUUUCACUUUCUCUCUCGUCCGCUUUUAGCAAUUCUGCAGCUCUAAUGGAAGUUCUAUAGUAAUCAAUUUCUAUAUCGUACUCUAAAUCAAUUCAAUUUUAUUCUCUCUUCUGUCAUGGAGAAAAUCAUGAGAUAAGUUCAAAAUUAGGUUUUUUUUUUUGGAGUUUCUGUGUUGAUUCGGCGAAGAUGGAGAUUCGUGAAGUUGGGCCGAGCAACGGGAAGAGUACCGAUCAGUUUAUUGAUCGAAGCAAAGUCCGAAUUUUGUUGUGUGAUAAUGAUUCCAAAAGCUCUCAAGAGGUUUUCUCCCUCCUCUGCAAGUGUUCUUAUCAGGUGACAUCCGUCAAGUCAGCUAGGCAAGUUGUUGAUGCACUUAAUGCAGAGCGGUCUGAGAUUGAUAUUAUACUUUCUGAGGUUGAUCUUCCGACAAAGAAGGGGUUCAAGUUAUUAAAGUACAUAAUGCGGGAUGAACAGUUGCAACGUAUACCUGUGAUCAUGAUGUCAACACAAGACGAAGUUUCUCUUGUUGUGAAGUGCUUGAGGCUGGGAGCAGCAGACUUCCUUGUGAAGCCAUUGCGGACAAAUGAGUUGUUAAACUUGUGGACUCACAUGUGGAGGAGGCGGCGAAUGCUUGGCCUGGCGGAGAAGAAUAUUGUGAGUUAUGACUUCGAUCUAGCUGCAUCAGAUCACAGUGAAAAUAGCACAACACUGUUCUCUGAUGACACAGAUGAUAAAUCCCGGAGAAGUGUUAAUCCAGAAAUUAGCUUUACAAUGCAACAGGAGGAGGAGUGUAACAAAGUCACUUCAGAUGCCGUGCCUGCAAAUUCAUUCGAUUGCCGGUCGACUUUACCAGCACUGGGUGACCGCCGAACAGGUUUUGUGCCAUUUUCGAAGAAAGGAGAGCCAUUUUUGAAAAAAAGCGAGCCUUUUCCGAAGAGGAGAGAGCUGAAGAUCGGUGAAUGUUCUGCAUUCUUCACUUAUGUCAAAACUGGCGCAGUUGAGAGCAAUUGCCAAACUGUUGUUGACGUUGAAGGUAAUGCUGCUAAACCUUCCAGACCAGAUGAUAAAUUAGAUACUUGGAAUGGGCAUGUUAUAAAUGGUAAUAUGACUUACGAAAAUGGAGACGUGUGGGAGAACAACUCACACGGGGAAGACUUCCCUAGCAGUACCAGUGUACCUGAUUCCACUUCUAUGGAAAGGUCGUGCACACCUCCUGUAACUGUGGAAUUUAUGCAAAAUAAAUCUAACGAUGAAGGCUUAUCUGAGGUGCACAUGCAGCCGAAAAAUGGGAAGCCGCAUUUUGAUGUCUCCACUUUGGCAGCACAUGCUGCUGCUUAUCCUUACUUCAUGUCAGGAGUCAUGAACCAAUUUAUGAUGCCAUCAUCAGCACAUGCGAAUCAGAAAGAUCUUCAAAACCAUGGUUCAUCAACUAUGAUGCCUCAUUAUAACCAUGUUUCACAUAGUUCAUCUCAAGUACCUGGGAUGGCACCAUUUACUUACUACCCAUUGGGUGUAUGCUUACCACAGGGCCAGACGCCUGCUAACCACCAAGUGCCAUCAUUUGGCAAUUCAUUUUCUAGUGAAGCUAAAUUAAGCAAAGUUAACAGGAGAGAAGCAGCUUUGAUUAAAUUUAGGCAGAAAAGGAAGGAGAGGUGUUUUGAUAAGAAGAUUAGGUAUGUGAACCGCAAAAAGCUUGCUGAGAGAAGGCCACGUGUGCGUGGGCAGUUUGUGAGGAAGGUGAAUGGUGUAACUGUAGAUCUUAAUGGAGAUCCAUCUGCUGACCUUUAUGAGGAAGAUGAAGAUGAACCCAAUUCAUCUCCAGAAGAUGAUACUUUUUGACUACAUAUUUGAAGAAAACCAUUUUCCUGAUGAUGGAUCACUGUUCUGUUGCCAACAUAAUUGUUUUGUGCAAAUCUCCGUGCUAAAGUUCCACUUUUUCAUGUCCUUUAUGAAAGAAAAAUGGCAUGGGUUUGCUAUUGCUCUCAGAAAUGCGGGCUUGGGAAAUCUGCUCCCUUAUUGUAGAGGGAGCUGGCUAAAGCUUUCGCCUAGAGGUGAUUGGGUUGAUGAGGCUUGUAUUUGGAUCAUCUUAAUUCGUCAUUCUGUAAGUGGCCAUGAAGUCGGGAAUCCAACCUUAAGGGUCGAAUGAAGGGUAUUUCUUUUUUCUUAUUUUUCCUUCUCCAUUUUCUCAUUACUGUAAAGAGAGUGAUCCUAAUGUUGUAUGUUCCAAUAUAAAAAGCUGAAGCAUUGAACUUGAUUCCUGUGAUAAAAAUUGUGAAAUCUGUUUGUUUCA